Molecule: messenger RNA, 1784 nt
Organism: Patiria miniata (bat star)
Lineage: Eukaryota; Metazoa; Echinodermata; Asteroidea; Valvatida; Asterinidae
Product: protein YAE1 homolog
Exons: 4
Coding region: 156-863 (235 amino acids)
Source: RefSeq, a predicted model, not a curated record
ACGAUGUUUGUUUGUUUCAAAGUUGUUUUUAAACUAGUUUUCUAUGACAAUGUUCUCAGACCUGGAGCAGCGUCAGUCCCUAAGUUUGCAAAAGGUUCCAUCCGCAUUAGUACACAACCAUUCGCCUGAAGACCUGAGAUGACAGACAUUUCAUCAUGGCAUCCACCCAGGAAGUUGACUGUUUCCAUGACAACACUGAAGAAGAGGAGGAGGAUAAUUUUGUUGUUGAUGUCGAGUGGAGUAAACUGAAGGCUUCCCACAUGAAGGAGGGCUACAGAGAUGGUUACAGUGCAGGACAAGAGGCAGUCUUACAAGACGCAUUCAAUAGAGGAUUUGCCCAUCAUGUCCAACUGGAAACCUCUGCAUCAUUCUAUAAGGGAAUUCUUUGGGCAUUGAAGACAUUUGCAGAGCGAUCUAGAACUUCCAAAACCCCACCAACAUUGAGCCUGAGUGCCAGUGAUGAAUCAAGAAUAGCAUCACUGCUAGAAGAACUCAGAAUUAUUUCUGGAGGAAAUGACUCAAUAAGUGAGAAUACAAACUCAACUGAUGUUGAUGAAGAAGAUAAAACUGAUGUUGUUUCAGAAAACCGUCUCUCACAAAAUCCAGAGGGCAGCAUUGUAAGUGAUCAAGCAUCACAUUGUAAUCCUGCUGGGUGUGUUUGUCUCUCAGCUGAUUCAGAUGGAGAAGCAUCACAUGGUGGGACUUCAAAGCCAAAAAGUUUGCAUGAAGGAACAUUUGAAUACGGUGGUCAGCACUCUGAUAAAAUGAAAGAAGUUGCUGGUAAUUGUAAGGAUUUACUGAAAGAAUUAGGUCUUGAAAAAAUGCUGCACCUACUUCCCUCAAAAAGGUGUUUACUCAAGUAAACUCUGAAAUCAAAUUCCCUGUUUUCAAGAAUAGGGGAACCAAAUUCACAAAUUAUUCAGAAACAUGCAGAUAUUCUAGAUUUUUUUCUGACUCCCAGAUUUAUUCCUCGUAGAACACUGCAGCAAAAUACUAAGAUUAGUUAAUAUAUUCAAUACUAUAGUCGUACAUGUUUACAGAAUAUUUCGAAGUGUCAGAUUUGUGGUUAAAAUAAUUUACGAUGAUAAAAACCAAAUUGUGAUUUAUAUGCAAGAGAAGCUCUUAGUAUGUUUAUAAUAUUAAAAUACUCUUAAUACGCAAUUCCAGUACAAUUUCUGUCGCCUUCUCCAGUUAAGAAAUCUUGUGAUGUACUCUAAAAUUGAGUUAUUUAUACUUUUAAAAACUACAAGGAACAAAAAUGCCCCUUUAAAUAAUGCAUUGAAAUUAACUCUACAUUUUGUACAGUAUAUCAAUCAGAAUUUAUCUUUAGGUGCUAUUUUGUUCUAAUACAUUAUACCAACACUGGUGGCCAAAGAAAUUUUAGUUCUCCAUUGACAAAGACAAUCUGGCAACAGUCAACACAUAUUAUGAGUUAUGCCAAGUUUGACAAAAUCCAGUGUUGGGCAAGUUUUGAUUGUUGAUGGAGGUAGCAAACUUUUUGAGUACGCUGGUCAAUUGUGGAAGAUUUUGGGCUUCAACAUUGCACAAUGUAUGUGUAUGUACAUGUGCACGUAUACAGCCCUGACAUUUGGUUAACAAUAAACAUAAAUACUAAUAUAAAUAAAAUCAUGGAAAACGGCUAGAAAUAAAAUGCAUCCCAUCUAUCUCAUGGUCGUUAAAGGGUUUAAUAUGUCACCUUAAAUUCACAAGUAACUUGUAAUUAGCAUGUAACUCAUUACACAUAUUUUAGAAUUACACUGUAAAUAUUAAAAUAUCAAAUUUCA